AUGCCCUCAUCGCAUUCGUCGUCCGUCAUGGGUCUGGCGUGCGCUGUGGCCUUCCAAGAAGGCACGGCGAGCCCGUUGUUCGCCGCGUGCCUCGUUUUCGCCGUCGUGGUCAUGUAUGACGCCUCGGGGGUUCGGCUUCAGGCAGGCCGGCAAGCAGAGGUCCUAAACCAGAUCGUAUAUGAGCUGCCACCAGACCAUCCCUUGGCUGAGUCCCGGCCUCUCAAGGAGCCCAUUGGACACACACAACCUCAGGUGGUGGCAGGAGCUCUUUUGCUGUGCCUGAUUCUAGCUAGCUCCUAUUGUUUCGUUACAGUCGUCCCCGAUGUGGAGGCGCUUGGCAGAAGCCGCAUCUGCGGCAUCGCGACGAGGUACGCCGCCAGGCGCGCCUCACGACUCGCCGCUUUCCGCCCUUCGCAUUCACGCCGCUGUCCGCAGCAAUUCCCGCAGAGAGCCCAGUUUGCCACAUAUCCCCCUUCGUGCGUCCCAGUUCAUCGCUCUCCACCCCUCUCCACCCCUGCCGUCCCCUGCCGGCGCCCAGCGGUGGCAUGGCGGAUGGAGGAGCUGCAGCCGCCCAGCGAGCGCGUGCUGUUCCACUUCGCGAGGGCGGGCGCGCGGGGAGAGGAGGGCGCCACGCAGGGCGCGAUGGACGCGUGGCACGUGUAUUCCGACGCCAUCUACGGCGGUGAGACGGUGUGCUCCUGGGUGCGGCGAGCCCAAGACCCCCAAGUCCCUCUGUCCUUCUCUCCCCCGCCCCUCAACUUCCCAACCUGCCGCCCCUCAGGUUCGUCAACCGCCACCCUCGCCCAUGCCACGUCCGGCAGCGCCGAGCCUGCAGGGUCGGGCACGGAGCUUCCAGGCAUGUGCAGGGAUCAGGGGCGUGGAGACAUGAUGGGCAGAGAUAGAAUGGAUGGCAGUGCAGGGAUGGUGCUCCCACCCCACGCACCCACCCAGCAUGGCUGGGAGGUACGAGCUAUGCGUCUGCAGCAGCACCUUCACUUCGAACCUCCCUCCUCCUUUGCCGUGUUCGCAGGCAGCUUGUCCCGACGCGUGCAGGGGAAGGAGCAGGGGGAGGGCGUGGAAGGCGGAGGGCGGGGAGGGGCAGGGCGGCUGCUCAAGGGUGGCUUUGCCGGCAUUCGAACGAUCGAGGGCCUCCCCACCUUCUCUCUCUGGCGCAUGCAGCCUGCCGCCACGAGCAGCACGAGCAGCCUGGAGGCCUUCUCCCCGCUGCUGCUGCCUCUGCCUCUGCCCGUGCCAUCAUCUCACUCUCUUGCUUCUCUCCUCCACUUACCCCCCCCUCUCCCACUUCCUUCCGCCUCCUCACCUUCUAUGCCAGGCGCAUGCAGUGUGCCGCCUCCACCCAGACGCCUUCUCCUCGAUGCUGCUGCUCCUCAUGUCAUGAUGAUCUCACGCUGCUCCUUCUCUCCACUACCUAUUCUCCCCCCCCACCGUUCCCCCAACCCCCCCUCUCAGGCGCAUGCAGAAUGCCGCCAUGACCUGGACGCCUUCUCCUCGCUGCACCUGCUCGUGCCAUGGUCUCACCCUCUCUCUUCUCCCCACCACCUAUCCCACCCGUGUGUGCCCACUUCCACCCACCCGCUCCGCCCCUCUCAGGGGCAUGCAGAGUGCCGCCAUGACCUGGAUGCCUUCUCCUCGCUACUGCUGCUCGUGUGUGGUGGCGACCUCUUGCUUCUCUCCACCAAGUAUUCCCCGCGCCCCUGCCCCCCCCUUCCUCCCCGCUCCCCUCAGGCGCAUGCAGCGUGCCGCCACGACCUGGACGCCUUCUCCUCGCUGCACCUGCUUGUGCGGGGUGACGGCCGCACCUACCUCUCCACCUAG
Messenger RNA from Closterium sp. Naga37s-1, 1836 nucleotides. Lineage: Eukaryota; Viridiplantae; Streptophyta; Zygnematophyceae; Desmidiales; Closteriaceae. The record is from the annotation of a GenBank genome assembly.